Messenger RNA from Penaeus chinensis, 1341 nucleotides. RefSeq names its product glutamate receptor ionotropic, delta-2-like. The record is from RefSeq and is a predicted model, not a curated record. Bases 6 to 1331 code for a protein of 441 amino acids. Gene Ontology annotation, molecular function: glutamate-gated receptor activity. The transcript has 4 exons. Gene Ontology annotation, cellular component: membrane. NCBI's taxonomy places the organism in Eukaryota, Metazoa, Arthropoda, Malacostraca, Decapoda, Penaeidae.
GCCGUAUGAAGUUAUUUGUAGGAUCUUGGGAUAACCAGCUUUUCUCCACAAUAGAUGCCCUUUUCCCAGAGCGCUUCCAGACCUUCGACGGCGAGGUCUUGCACGUAGCCUCGGAUUACGACGACUAUCCUCUCAUCUACGAAACGGACGACGUCGACGGCAUGAACAUCCGAAUCCUGAAGGCGCUCGGGGCGUGGCUCAACUUCACCUUCACGACCACCAGCGUAGCGUCCGACGACCUGUGGGGCAGCUUGGAGAACGGCACCUGGACCGGCCUCUUGGGAGACGUGUAUCGCGGCGAAAAGAACAUCACCAUAAACUACUUCACGGUGGUUUACGAAAGGGCUCGAGACUUCGACUACACCGCGACCUACUUCACGGAGGGAUUCGGCUUCGCACUCCGAGUCCCGCCGCCCUUGCCCGCUUGGAGGAACCUCUUCUUGCCCUUCACCCCCCUGUUGUGGGCGUCCGUCGUGGGGGCGGUUGUGCUGACCACGCCGAUCAUCUAUCUCCUAAUCCACGUAACGGAGGGCACCACCUUCACGGAUGUUGCGAUUCUCGUGUUUAAGAGCCUGGUGCAGCAGAGUUCCUCCACGGCGAGCAAGAAGGGGGCGGCGAGACUGCUGGUGGGCGUCUGGUGGAUCGGAGGACUAAUCCUAGCGCUCUCAUAUACCUGCAAUCUAAUCGCCGUCUUAACUGUCCCGGUUUUCCCGUCAAUCAUCGCCACCAUUGAAGGAUUGGCCGACAGUAAUUUCAGAGUCAGCAUGGUCGACUACGGCGAAUUUGUCCCCGAGGCCCUGGCCACUUCCGCCGACCAGUACCUGAAGGCUCUCGGCGAUCGAAUGGACCUCGUCGAGAACUAUGCUGACGAUGAAAUUAGUUACAGGCGGUUGCUGGAUCUGCUGUUGGAAGGACGACACGCCAUCACUGAGACGUAUUCUUAUCUCAGAAAUAUGCUAGCCGACGACGAGCAAGGGCGCCUCCACACCUACGUCCUCCGCGAGCAGAUCUACACCGGCGCCCUGGCCUUCUUCCUGCCGAAGCACACGCCGUGGAGACCCCGACUCGACCGGGGCAUUGAGCGGCUGGUGGAGGCGGGGCUGGUCGACAAGUGGUACCGCGACCUCAUGGGGGGCAUGGCGGCGGGUGACCUCCAGCAGCAGCAGCAGGGCACGGGCGAGGAGAAGGCGCUCACGAUCUCCAAUCUGCAGGGGCCCUUCCUCGCCCUGGCUCUCGGCCUCGGCCUCGCCUCGCUCGCCUUCCUCGUGGAGGUCAGUCUUCAUGGCCAGGCGGCGGGGGUGGAGGCCAAGCGGAAGGGAUUGCAGAAUUAGAGAUGUUUGA